Molecule: messenger RNA, 2651 nt
Organism: Gekko japonicus
Lineage: Eukaryota; Metazoa; Chordata; Lepidosauria; Squamata; Gekkonidae
Product: MKL/myocardin-like protein 1
Exons: 15
Coding region: 200-2494 (764 amino acids)
Biological process (GO): cardiac muscle cell differentiation; smooth muscle cell differentiation
Source: RefSeq, a predicted model, not a curated record
GUAACAGCUGCUCAACAGGCAGGCAUUGAGCGGGUGAAGCAGGCCUACCUGUGCCCAUCGCUCACCUUUUAUCCUGCUCUUUCUCCCCAAAGAGUGUGGGGCAGAAAGGCAGGGUUCUUCCGUCACAACAGCCCUGCGAGGCAGGUUACUCGGAGAGAGUGAUUGGGCCUAGGUCACCCAGUCAGCUUCCUGGGGUUGAAUGAAAGAGGGAGGAAGGGCCCCUUUAGGCCACCAGAAAUGCUGUGCCAGGAAUUAUGGGACCUGUGUGCGUAAAAGCCACACAAGGGGACAGCCGGGAAAAGGUAUCAGAUUUGGGUUUGAAACUACAGGAACCCCAAAGAUGACGCUCCUUGCUUCUGAGCGAUCUAUGCUUAUCCGGAGCAAAUUCCGCUCUGUUCUCCAGCUCCGAAUGCAACACCGUCGAUCCCAAGAGCAGCUCUCUGAACACCACCUCCUUCCAGGUGAUCGCUCAGCAAACCCCUCGCAACUUUCUCGCAGGCCAGUGGGCCACAGAGUCAGAAUAAGAGGAAGGGCCAUGUGGGCCAACGAUUUUGCAAAGCUGAAAGCCUCUCCCCGGCCCCACAAGACCAGCGCUGCCAAGGGCCAGUUGGCAGAAGCACCUCCCGGAAACCCUUCCGAGGUGCAGGACAAGAAGGCUCGCCUGGCCGAAGACCUGAGCGAGAAGAUCCUGCACCGCCCUGGACCGCUUGAGCUGGUGAAGAAAAACAUCCUCCCCCUGGAUCCGGGCAUCAAGGAUGCCAUGACGGAGGCAGUUCCGGCGGCACCGGAUUCCUUCACCUUUGAGGAAGAUCUCAGUAGCUCCUCUUCCUCUUCCUCCCCGUGCUUUGCACUGUCUCCGGGAAGUGCCCUUGGGAACCUGCCCACGGCCUCAUCAGGGGGAGCCUUUCAGCUGGAGCUGCCCCCCCUCCCGGCAGAUCAGCCGCCAGCCCGGUCGACGUCCACCUCUGAGUCCGAGUCCCCCCUCCCAGGGGAGAGCCCUCUUGCCAAGCCCUCGGCUUCACUUCUCAAGGCCUCAUCCAAGGUUCCCGAGGCCAGGAAACCGCCACGCCCCAAGAAGGUGAAGGAGCCCCGCCCCAAAGUGAAGAAGCUGAAGUACCACCAGUAUAUGCCGCCGGACCAGAAAGGGGAGCAGGCGCCGGUGCCCAUGGAUGCGGCCUACGCUCGCCUCCUGCAACAGCAGCAGGUCUUCCUGCAGCUCCAGAUCCUGAACCAGCAGCAGCAGCCAACACCAACAUCGCCAGCAACCUUCUGCGUUCAAGCCCUCCAUACGGUCCCCGCCAGCAAUGCCCCAGAACAGCUGCUCAGCUUCUCUAGGACUUCCACCCCACCAAGUGGGCCCCCUCCUCCGCCUCCGCUCCCUCUUCCAUCUCCGGCCACGCCAACCUCCCCAUCGCCUCCCAAGCCGGAGCUGUUGCCUGCCAACCUGGAGGAGCUAACGGUCUCGGAACUCCGCCAGCAGCUCCGUAAGCGGGGCCUCCCCGUCUCGGGCACCAAGCCGGCCUUGCUAGAGCGCCUCAAGCCGUACCAGGUGGCCCGAAGCAAGCCCCCGCCAGUCCCGCUCUGCAGCACCCGCCUGGCGCCCCCGGACCUGGACGAAGAAGCCCAGGCCCUGCGGGAGAAGCAGCGGGCGGCCGAGAACCUGGCGCUGAAGCUCCACCGGGAGCCAAAACAGCAUGACGACGACCUCCGGGUGGAGCUGGAGAUGCACAAGCGGAUCAAGAAUCGCCGCAAGGGAGCGCUGCAGUCGCCCGGCCAGCAGGGAGCGCCACCACCUUAUAUGCCGAAGAGGGAGUGUGCCAAGGAGGGGGGAGGCCAAGAAGACAGCUUCAUGGUCUUGUGUCCUCCACCUUGCGAGCCGAUUAAUUCUGAUAUGGAGCUGCCCCUCGAAAUCACGGCCAGCCCCCUCGACCCAGCCCCAGGGACCCGCUCCCUCGAGGAGGAGCUCCAAGAGGCCAUCCAGAAAGCUCAGCUGGUGCCGAGCCAAUCCAUUGAAGAUAUCUUAGAAGAGCCUCUGGUAUGUUCAGGUGACCUUCUCCAAGCACCUGCCUCGACCCCGGAGGCCCCCUCUGAUCACGUCGCUCCAUCACCCCUCCUCCAUCCAGAAGCCUCGCCACCAAAGAAGCCCCGCCCCAGCAGUGAACCCCCUUUGGUGUCCUCCGCCAUCUUUGAUUUCCCCGGACCGUACGAUUUCCUCUCGACCGCCUCUUCCUCAUCGGCAUCUCUGGACUCCCUGUCCUCGGUUUUCUCCCCCGACUCUCUGGAGAUGCCCCCGUCUCCUCCGGAUGCCUGGCAAGGGAGCAGGGCCCGCUCGGGAUUCGAUGCCGUUGAUUGGCUGGAGGCCUUGACCUCAGGCUCUGCCUCGGGCCUCGGCUCCACCAGUCCCGUCGGCAGCAGUAUCUUCUGCACGGACUUCUUUGACUCGCCCGACCUCGGUGUCAACCACAUGAUAGACCUAAUGGUGGAGCAGUGGUAGGCGAGGCACCGGGAAGCUGUCUGCAGAGCCAAGGCCUGGAGGGAAUGGGGGAAAAUCCUCCUUCUGCCCCGCAGGGUCACGGCAGCAUCGGGCAACAGCAGGGCUAUUUUUGGGCAGGAACGCACAGGUACAGAGUUCUGGCUGGCUCCCGAGUUGG